Molecule: messenger RNA, 2332 nt
Organism: Triplophysa dalaica
Lineage: Eukaryota; Metazoa; Chordata; Actinopteri; Cypriniformes; Nemacheilidae
Gene: qsox2
Product: quiescin Q6 sulfhydryl oxidase 2
Exons: 12
Coding region: 94-2064 (656 amino acids)
Biological process (GO): protein folding
Cellular component (GO): Golgi membrane
Molecular function (GO): flavin-dependent sulfhydryl oxidase activity; protein disulfide isomerase activity
Source: RefSeq, a predicted model, not a curated record
GUAGUCACUCUUGCGAGCGAGCAGAAUUAUCCGUCUGAAUGUAGAGAACUCGUUUACCUGUCUGGACUCAGAUUGCUCGGCGUUUCUUUCCCAAUGGCUGUAGUUUUCUUCGUGAAGAUCAGUAUUUUGAUGGCGCUGCUUUUCGGUUGGGUUCAGUCCUCUCGAUUAUACACAGAAGAGGAUCCAGUUGUUAUUCUGAGCAGCGAGACCCUGAAGCAGAGCCUACAGAACUCGUCAACCGCCUGGCUGGUUCAGUUCUACUCGUCCUGGUGUGGACACUGUAUCCAGUACUCGCCUACGUGGAAAGCAUUGGCAGGCGAUGUAAAAGACUGGUCGCAGGCAGUCCGGAUUGGGGUUGUGGACUGUGCUCAUGAGAAGAACUUCGACAUAUGCAAGGAGUUUGGAAUCCACUUCUACCCCACCUUCAGGUAUUUCAAGGCACAUGACACCACAAAUGACUUUGGGAAGACAUAUCGAGGGGCCGACAGAGAGCUGCAGACCGUACGGCAGCUGAUGGUGAACAUCCUCCAAAACCACACCAGACCAAACUGGCCUUCGAACUGGCCUCCUCUGGACCCUGUCAGGACCGAGGACAUUCUAUCCUUAAUAGGGAAGAAAGCAGAGCACUACACUGCUGUUAUAGUGGAGGAUGAAAUCUCCUACAUGGGUAGAGAGGUAAUUUUGGACCUGAUGCCAUAUGAGGGUUUGACAGUGAAGCGGGCUGUCAACUCAGACAAGCUUCUAAUGGAAAAACUAGGAAUCACUUCGGUUCCCACAGCGCACCUCUUCCACCCCAACGGCACGCACACAGUCAUGCACGUUCAAAAGAGGCUGCGCUUUUUCUUCUCCUCAUUUUUGAAGCUCCUCCCUGGAGUGCACCAAAAACAGUCCACAUCAUCGUCACAGCAUCUUAACCCUGGGAGUAAAGAACAGGGAGCCCAGGUGGAGUGGAAAGACUUCACAAAGUCUGAAGUAUAUAUGGCUGAUCUGGAGUCAGGCUUACAUUACCUAUUGAGAGUCGAACUGGCCACUCACAAGACCCUAGAAGGAGAGGAACUAAAGAUCUUCAAGGACUUUGUAGCGGUUGUCGCCAAGCUUUUUCCAGGUCGUCUGUCUGUGGUGAAACUUCUUGAGACGUUGCUGGAGUGGCUAGUGAGUUUACCUUUGGAGAAGAUUCCUUAUGAUGCCAUCUUGGACCUUGUUAACAACAAGAUGAGGAUCUCUGGGCUUUACCUGAGUGAUCGUGUGCAGUGGGUGGGAUGCCAGGGCAGCAGUGUGGCACUGAGAGGAUAUCCCUGCUCCCUCUGGACCCUCUUUCACGUUCUGACCGUCCAGGCUGCCGGCCGACCUGAUGCUCUCGCCAACACUGGGUUGGAAGAGGAUCCUCUUGCAGUGCUUCAGACUAUGAGACGGUAUAUUGGGACGUUCUUCGGUUGCCAGGAGUGUGGUAAACACUUUGAAGAGAUGGCACUGGAGUCACUGAACCAGGUCAAAUCUGUGGAUGAUGCGGUACUUUGGCUCUGGAGAAAACACAACCAGGUGAACGCAAGGCUGGCAGGCUCAAUGAGCGAGGACCCCAUGUUUCCCAAAACUCUGUGGCCAACUCCUGAUCUCUGCCCCUCAUGCCACGAGGAACAGGAGGGCCUGCAUGUCUGGAAUGAGCAGAUGGUGCUUGCUUUCCUCAAGCAGCACUUUGGUGCUUCAAACAUCUCUCCCAAAUACACCAGCAGCAGCCAACCGGAGCCAGGCCCUCCAGCUCUCGAACAUCCCAAAGCCCACGUAACUCAACCCCACGGCGAAAUACACCUCAACCAGGACGUCAUGCCGUCUCCUGAGAAUCCUAAACAUCUGAAGAGGACUCACAUCGAGGGGGAUCAAGAUACGGUUGUCCAGAGAGAACCCAGGCCGGGAAUGACAAUUUUGGGUCUGGGCUUCUCCAGCGUGGACAUGAGUCUCUGCGUGCUGCUCUACGUCCUCUCCUGCGUCUUCCUCAUGGUCAUGUUCUUCUUCUUCCGCGUUCGCUCGAAAAGGUGGAAGUCCAGGAACUAUCGGCCUUACGUUUAGCGAGCGUUCAGAACAAUUCCGGAUAAGGUUGAUGUAAUGUAUUGAAGCCUCUGCCAAGUUUCCAAGAAGACUUUAAUUUAUUUCUUUACUUUUAUUUCGUUUAGCCGUGUUUUUUUGUGAAUUAUUUUGUAAGGAAGACCUCAAGAUGCUCAAUUUAUUUAUCAUACCUAGAUGUGUGACUAAGAACUUGUUUCCAACCCUCAACAAACAGGAAAUGAUCUAUCAUGAUAAACAACUUUAUAAUUCUAAAAUAAAGAGUCUCAGCAUA